CUUAAAUAUUACCUUUAAUCAACAAGAAGGAAGCAAAGUCAAAACACCAAAAAUGAGAAAAUUCAUUAAGACACAAUUGUCACAAUUAAAUCAAAUCAUACAAUUAGAAAAGGAACAAGAAGAUCCAAGAAUUAGAACAGGAUUAAGACAACUAAAACAACGAUUAGAUAGUAUGAAAACAAAUUAUAAAUACGUUUUCCAAUUAACAAGACAACAAACUGAUGAACAUAUUCAAGAAAUUGAAAGAGUCAUAAAUAGGAAUAUAUUGAAAGCAGAACCAGCUGAAGACAAAAAAGCUUAUCUAUAUAAAACAAUAUCCGCAUUAACAGAAACAAAAGAUGCUAUUCUUUGGAAAAUAGAGAUCUAG
Messenger RNA from Racocetra persica, 367 nucleotides. Lineage: Eukaryota; Fungi; Glomeromycota; Glomeromycetes; Diversisporales; Gigasporaceae. The record is from the annotation of a GenBank genome assembly.